CUCAUUCCAUACCUCCUCUCCCAGCCUUUCAUCUCCAUAAACUCUUCCGCCCAAGUGGACGCUGGAGCCCCUGUUCUUGUUCUGCCAGUCGUCCUUUGGGAGAAGGGACCAAGAUCCUGGGAAGGAGAAGGACCCAGAAUUUCUGGUUUCCAGGCAGAGCCUCCAGUCAGGCAGCAUCGAUGCGCUGGCUCCGAAUGUGAGAAAAUACCGCGCAGGCCUUACAUUCUGUUGAGUACUUCUCGAAUACCCGCAGAGUAUGAAGCUGUUGAGUCCUACUAGGAAAGAAAAGGUUUCCACGAAUAUGACCGAAAAAUGGGUCUUUCCGCGUAACACAGACAUAAAUGUUCAGAGAAGUAUUUAGUCCUUUAACGUGGUACUCCCCAGGUACCAGACGCUGAGAAUAUGAUAUGCUCUCCAAAUCCUUGGUGAUGGAAUAUUUGGCUCAUCCUGGUGCACUCAGCUUGGCUGCCGGAGUUGCUUGUGGCAUGUGCCUGGGCUGGGGCCUCCGUGUACGCUUUGGGAUGAUCCCCAGAAGCUCGGUCAGCGAGACAGACACAGAGACUGGAAGUGAAGCAAGCAUCUUAGGAGAGAGUGGGGAGUAUAAAAUGAUUCUUGUGGUUCGAAAUGACUUAAAGAUGGGAAAAGGGAAAGUGGCUGCCCAGUGCUCUCAUGCUGCUGUUUCUGCCUACAAGCAAAUUCAAAGGAGAAACCCUGAGUUGCUCAAACAAUGGGAAUACUGUGGCCAGCCCAAAGUGGUGGUCAAAGCCCCUGAUGAAGAAACCUUGGUUGAAUUAUUGACCCAUGCGAAAAUGCUAGGACUGACUGUAAGUUUAAUCCAAGAUGCUGGACGUACUCAGAUUGCACCAGGCUCUAGAACUGUCUUGGGAAUUGGGCCAGGACCAGCAGACCUAAUUGACAAAGUCACUGGUCACCUAAAACUUUACUAGGAAUUUUGUAUGAUAGUCCCAACAUGAUGUGCUUGGAAACUGUAAAUUCUAACAAUAAAAGCUGAAUUUCUUCCCACA
Canis lupus familiaris (dog) is the source of this 1025-nucleotide messenger RNA. It is a transcript of the gene PTRH2, whose product is annotated as peptidyl-tRNA hydrolase 2. Gene Ontology annotation, cellular component: mitochondrion; cytosol. Gene Ontology annotation, biological process: positive regulation of anoikis; negative regulation of anoikis. NCBI's taxonomy places the organism in Eukaryota, Metazoa, Chordata, Mammalia, Carnivora, Canidae. Bases 408 to 947 code for a protein of 179 amino acids. The transcript is spliced from 2 exons. The record is from RefSeq and is a predicted model, not a curated record. Gene Ontology annotation, molecular function: peptidyl-tRNA hydrolase activity.